Molecule: messenger RNA, 933 nt
Organism: Aspergillus ibericus CBS 121593
Lineage: Eukaryota; Fungi; Ascomycota; Eurotiomycetes; Eurotiales; Aspergillaceae
Product: NmrA-like family protein
Exons: 2
Coding region: 1-933 (310 amino acids)
Source: RefSeq, a predicted model, not a curated record
AUGACCAAAAUCGGCGUCUUCCCUGCUGCAGGUGGACUGGGAACCAGCAUCAUCAACCACCUCCACAAGCUGAAGCUGACGUCGGAUUUGAUUCUCAUCGCCCGCAAGCCAGAUAGUCUGGCUGAGUUCACCCGGGCCGGGGCCACGGUACGACGGGCCGACUAUGACGACCCCGCCACACUCAGGGGCGUCUUCGACGGCGUUGACGUCUUGAUGCUGAUCUCUUAUGCCUCGUUCGAGAUCGAGUAUCGGGUCGAGGCACACAAACGCGCCAUCGACGCCGCCCGUAGCAGCGGGGUGAAGCACAUCUUCUACUCAUCCCUCGCCUUCGCCGGAGAUUUGGAGCAGACUAGCGUGGCGCACGUGAUGGGUGCUCAUCUUCGGACCGAACAGUACCUGGCCGGACUGCCGGACAUCACCUACACCGCUAUCCGGGAGGGUCUGUACUCGGAGUCCUACCCGAUCUACACCAGCUGGUUCGAUAUCCACAACCCCGCAGACGAGAUCGCCAUCCCUCAUUCCGGGGACGGCCCCGGCGUUGCAUGGGCGAAACGCGAUGAGCUGGGCGAGGCCACGGCAAAGCUGGUCGCGCACUAUGCCAAGAAAUCGGAGGGGUUCCCGUACCUGAACCGGGUGCUGCUGCUCUCGGGUCCCAGAGUGAUCUCAUUGAAGGAGACGGUCGAUCUUCUCGGUCAGGCAGUUGGAAAGCCUCUCCGCAUCCGCGAGAUCUCCGUGGAUGAGUACGUCGCUCUGCCACAACAUGGGACGAAACACACCUACCACGGGAUUGACUUGUCGCGGGAGUGGGCGUCUGCGUGGGAUGCUAUCCGUCUCGGUGAGACGGCGGUGAUGACGCCGCUCCUGAGGGAGAUUCUGGGACGCGAACCGGAAAGCUUUGAAACGACCGUAAAUAAUCUGUCCGCGAGCAAAUAG